AUGACUUUCACAUCAACAAUCCUCUACCCCAACUACCCGCACAAGAACUGUAACUUUAAUUACUAUCUCAACACGCACAUGCCCCUAAUCGAGGAGCUCUGGGUCCCGCUAGGAGCAGGAUUCGUCGCCGAGUAUAAGUACGUCAUCUCCGCCGUCUCCCACAAUGACGCCAAUGCGCCCGCGAUGCCGGAUGCGACCGUACACAACGUUUUCUACGACUAA
Molecule: messenger RNA, 222 nt
Organism: Diplodia corticola
Lineage: Eukaryota; Fungi; Ascomycota; Dothideomycetes; Botryosphaeriales; Botryosphaeriaceae
Exons: 2
Coding region: 1-222 (73 amino acids)
Source: RefSeq, a predicted model, not a curated record